AUGGCUGAGGCUGCUGGGGUGGCGCGCAUCUUCCUGAAGGAUGGAUCAUACAAGGCAGUGAGAGUCACCGGAAGCACGACCAUCAGGGAGGCCUGCGGCAUGUUUGCCCGACGGCUCCAGCUGCCUUUACUUUCCGAAGCUUACGAACUGCGACAAAUCACUCCGCAAGGAGAGAGAGUGCUGGGCCAAGAGGAGCGGGUGUGGGACGUCCUGCAGGAGUUUGCCACCCACCCCGACUACGAUCCGCUCGAGCUGCAAGAAGAGAAGGUCAAGUAUCGGCUGAUGUUCUCCUUCACCGAGGACAUGCGCACGCGUCUCUCGGUGCGUGUCGGUCUGCCGCCGCCGAGGCCGGGCAAGCCCGCACCGGCGGGGGUCUCCUUCCUCACCCCCAGCAAUCCGCACGUGCCCGUCUCGCCGCUCUCGAUGCCAUCGGGUCAGUCGAGCCGCUCCUCGCCCAUGCUCAUGUCUUCGCCACCCAUGUCGCCGCCGUUGUCGCCCACCGCCGGCGGUGGCUCGAUGACCAUGCGCCGCCCGCCGCCGCCCGUGCCCGAGCGCUCGGGAAUGAGCCGACGACAGACCUUCGCCUCCGACGGCCCGCCCAACAUCCCAGCGCCAGUAGUGCCGGCGCCUUACUCUCAGCCUUCACAGCCUACGUCACACCCCGCAUUCCAGCUGGAGGCGCCCACAUUCCAACAGCCACCGCCGCAGCCUCCUGUGCAGGCCCAGGCCCAGGCUCGACCACCGGGGUCGUCUGGCCGACCACUGCCACAGCCGAACACUGCCCGACAGGGCCGGCCGCUUCCGCAGCCGCAGCCUCGCGGCCAGCCGCGCACGCCUCCAACCGCGGCUGCUCCCCCUUCAACGCCCGCUCCCGUUGCGGUGGUUCCGGCGCCGGUGGUCUCGCCGCUGCAGCCGACGGCACGAAGCCCCGCCUUCGCGGCCUCACCUGCUCCUGCGCCGCCUGCGCCCGAGCCCCGGCGAACAGAAGCCGAGCGCGAUAGCGAUGUGGAUGAGCUGGCCAGCGUCAUCUUCAAGAUUGAAGGACUCGACCAGUUCUCCUCCGUGACUGCCAGUCAGGUACCAUCAGUUCCACCUCCUCGCUUGAGAGCUUGA
Acanthamoeba castellanii str. Neff is the source of this 1113-nucleotide messenger RNA. Its product is annotated as Ras association (RalGDS/AF6) domain containing protein. The record is from RefSeq and is a predicted model, not a curated record. Lineage: Eukaryota; Discosea; Longamoebia; Acanthamoebidae. Gene Ontology annotation, biological process: signal transduction. Bases 1 to 1113 code for a protein of 370 amino acids. The transcript has 4 exons.